AUGCUGCACGAAGUGUAUGCCCCUGGCGACGCAGCCUCAGUGGCUUGGAGCCGCCAAAAAAAGGUUGCGUUUCUUCGUCUCAUUUCCGACAUGCAGGAUGGCAUGCGACCACCGAGUGUUGUUGUCCUCUAUGGCCCAACGGGAUCUGGUAAGCUUUCCUCUGUACGGGUCAUGCUUGAAGAGCAGCGCGAUGCCUUGGGUCGGCCGCUGCUGGUUGAAGUGAUGCAUUCCUGCGAGGCAACGCCGCAGCAGUACUAUAGUUUUCUUAUGGAUACCUUCACGGAGCACGAAAUGACGGGAGAUGACGCGUGGGAGUCACAUCCUGCAGCAUCUUCCGUCCUUGCGGACGUCUCCGGUGAUGUGAAGGAUGAAGCUCGACUGCCGAAUGGCGCCAAGAGUCACCGACUGGCACGCGUGGUGGCCCGGGUUGUGAAGUUUUACGGCGAGUCGCUGUUGUCACCCCUCCACACACGUACCCUGCGUUUCCUUGACCAUUACGACACAUGGAGGUGCAGCGAGCUUUCAGCAAAGUGUAUUAGCGAUGGCACCGGUGCAUUAGAUGGUUCACUUCUUCGGCGCCAUUUUGUGUUUUUCAUCCUCACGACACACGACACACACAGCGAUAAGGUGACACUGGGGAAACUGCUGCCUUCCCGUGUUCUUACACAUUCGUGCAUUCACUUCUUUCACUGCACUCCACUCACAACACGCAACUUGACGGCACGCGUCAAGGAUAUCUUGCGCAUGGAGCGACAGCGGCAAAAGUGUGGUGUUCGACACCGCCUUUCAGAUGACGAGGUGGAGUUCCUGUGCAAGCAUGGUCAUGGCGAUAUUCGUCAGGCGUUGCUGCAGGUGCAGUGGUCAUGCCUUCUUUGGGAAAGGGGCUUGAAUGAAGCAGGGUUAACAUUAACGUCAGCUGAGACACAGGGAAAGGAGAAACCGCAGGCCAAAUCAAAGAAACUGAGAAGUGUCAUGGAUCUUCUUGAGGAUCAUGAUAGCGCUGAAGUGGUGACCUCCACCCUGCAACCACUAAUGGCGGCUGAACAGGGUUCUGAGGAAGAGACGGGAACGGCGGUGCUUUUCCGGGACGAGUAUCUCGAUGUGGCACAUGCGACUGCACGUAUUCUCACGCAGAAAUACACCCUAUCUUCCGUGGUGAGAGAGCUAAACACUGAGCCUGAGAAGUUACUUGGUUAUCUGACAAACAACAUGCCAGUUUACUUCCGUUCAGGGCAAAUGCAAGAGUAUGCAGAGUGUGCUGCUUCAGCGAGUGCUGCUGACGCUCUACGUGCCGCAGAAUCAUUUGGUAAGCGUAGGCAAAGUGGUGCAAGUCUUCACACUGCACGGCUUACCUCUGGAGAUGAUAGCGAUGGCAGUGGCGUCGUGGGGCUGGACCUCAUAUCCCUGAUAUUGUUUGGUAAGACCUACGAGGUUUGCCACAAGGACGUUUGCAUCCCACGUGCACUUGUGGCACAGCGUCCGCCGCCGUACCAGCCUCUGGCCUACCCACGUCUGCGAGAUGUGGAAUUAACGCGAAAGCGUUCGCGGAAUGAUGGCUGGGGAUACACUGAAAAUGAUUUUGAGCAGCAAAUGAGACGAGGGGAACGCGGACUCUACUCGACAGAGUUGGAGUGGCGCCAGGAAUUUAUGCGACGGCUACAACUAUGCGAAGUGAGUGGCAAUUCCUGGCGCAGUACGGAGGCUGAUAUUGUGCGGGAGUCUCUUCCGGCACUUCUCAACAGGUGUGUCGCGUUGGACACGGUGUUGCUGGAGUACGCCCCCUAUGCGAGGUGCAUCGUGCUUGACCGCUCCCCUCUCUCUGCCACUUUCCGUGCUUCGGAUUCGGGUGCGAUCGCGCUCUCGAAGAACAUGGCGUCGGCCAGUAAACGACCUGUGAAACCUUCCCCGAAACCGCCAGGGCCGAAGAAGACGUUAUUCUCUUUUGCGAAAACGAAUGCCCCAUUGCUGCAGAGACGACCAUGUUCCCUUCUACGGUACAAUGUGCUUUGCUGUGGCCUGAGUGAGAGACCUUCUGUCAGGGUGGACUCCUUUUUUCUUGUCCCGCGCAACGAUGAUACCGGUGACGAUGAUGAUCUGUUGGAUGACACGGCGGCCGACUCCAACACCCCGCGGCCACUUCUGCCCGAUGGAGAAGACAUUGAGGAGUACAGUGACUGA
Messenger RNA from Trypanosoma rangeli, 2178 nucleotides. RefSeq lists its product as uncharacterized. NCBI's taxonomy places the organism in Eukaryota, Euglenozoa, Kinetoplastea, Trypanosomatida, Trypanosomatidae. The transcript has a single exon. The coding region runs from base 1 to 2178 and encodes 725 amino acids. The record is from RefSeq and is a predicted model, not a curated record.